Molecule: messenger RNA, 1731 nt
Organism: Nematocida homosporus
Lineage: Eukaryota; Fungi; Microsporidia
Product: AMP deaminase
Exons: 1
Coding region: 1-1731 (576 amino acids)
Biological process (GO): AMP metabolic process; IMP salvage
Cellular component (GO): cytosol
Molecular function (GO): AMP deaminase activity
Source: RefSeq, a predicted model, not a curated record
AUGUCGUCUGAUGGAGAAACACGGCGAGAACGAUCACAUUUAGUGGGGUUGCUGGUCCAGGCGAUGGAUUUACGGAAGAAAUACAUGCGUGUGAGUCUACAGAAUAAGAAGUGGCAGAAGUACGUGCCGGAAGAAGAAAUUAGAGCUGGUCUUGGCGGGGAUGGAAUGUAUAAACUAGAAAAAGAUAGUAUGGUAAUUCCAAGUGCUGAGGAGUUCUACCAUGACAUGGAAUACUUGAACAGAAUCACACACUAUGGACCUUUAAAGAGCUACUGCUUUCAGCGAUUAGAACACUUAGAGUUGCAGUUCAAAUUACAUCAUAAUACAUCCUCGGCUAAAGAGAAGAAGGAACAGAAAACGGCAUCUUCUAAGGACAUUUACACAGUCGUUAAGGCUGACACACAUAUUCAUCACUCGGCAAGUAUGAAUUCAAAGAAGCUCCUCCAAUUCAUUAAGAAGAAGCUGCGUGAAGAACCUAAUGAGGUGGUUUACAAGGAUGGCGAGGAGCAAACACUGCAGAAUAUCUUCCAAAGGAUUAAUAAGACUCCAGACACCUUGUGCUUAGAUAGUUUAGAUACGCACUCAAACAUUGAUACGUUUCAUCGGUUCGACCGGUUUAAUUCGAAAUACAAUCCGUAUGGCGUGCCCUUGUUAAGAGAAGUCUUCCUAAAGCAUGAUAAUUAUAUUGGUGGUAAGUACUUGGCUGAGAUAACUAAAGAGUUGAUUGAGGAGAUUGAAGAGAAAGAAUACUUAAAGUGCGAGUGGGGUAUAUCUAUUUAUGGGAAGAAGCCAGAUGAGGCUAGAAUUCUUUCCGAUUGGAUCAAAAGGUUUGACAUCCACAGCCCAAGCAUUCGCUGGUACAUUCAAGUUCCGCGGCUUUACGGUCUCUUUAAAGGAUACGGCCAGAUAAAGAGUUUCCAAGAGUUCUUGUCAAAUAUCUUUGGGUCCUUACUGGAGGUUUCGCAGGACCAAGCUAAGAAUUCCAUUGGGACUUUCUUGCUAGAUGUGGUUGGUUUUGAUUCAGUCGAUGAUGAAAGCGUGAAGAAUAAGCGCAGUGAGUUGGAGAAAGAACCGCCCGCCAAAUGGAAACACAAAGACAAUCCGCCGUAUACCUAUUAUAUGUACCACAUGUUCUACCAUGUUGCCAUGCUCAACCGCAUAAGGGCAGCUCGGGGACUAAACAUCUUUAGCUUCCGACCCCACGCAGGAGAAAGUGGUGAAACUGAGCACUUAGCAGCGGCCUUUUUGCUUAGCCGGAGCAUCGCCCAUGGAGUGAAGCUGCGCAAGGCACCUGUCCUGCAGUACUUGUACUACUUGGCACAGGUAGGCAUAGCAAUGUCUCCUUUAAGUAACAACUCCCUCUUUAUUGAAUACAGGAAGAACCCUUUCCCGCAAUUCUUCUAUCGGGGCCUCAAUGUUUCACUAUCAACUGAUGACCCCUUGCAAUUCCACUAUACCCGUGAGCCACUGAUGGAGGAGUAUAGUAUUGCGGCCCAAAUUUGGAAGCUUUCUUCCUGUGACCAGUGUGAAAUUGCCCGAAAUAGUGUUUUGAUUAGCAGCUUUCCUGACAAGGACAAGGAGGAAUGGCUGGGUCAGUAUGCCAUAGAAGGCCGGCUAGUUAAUGACCCGAAAAAGACAAACAUUCCCCCAACCCGCUUCCGGUAUCGAGCAGAGCAGCUCACUAAGGAGUACCACCUACUCCACCGCCAUAUUGGCUCGCGGCACAACUAA